CGGCGGGUAUGGCGGGAAAGUUGCUGAGGGCUGACUUUGCUGCGUUUCCAGCGGCCGCGUGGCGGAGCCGGGGAGGGUUGGCGUGCGCUGACGUCGUGGUGUCACGGGGCGCGCCUGGCGCGGGUUGCUGUCCGCGGUGCUGGAGGAGGACAGUCCUUAGUACACAGCUCUGGUUAAAGAUGACUUCCUUAUUCACUCAAGAAAUUCACCUUUCUAAAAGACAUGAAGAAAUAGUAUCACAAAGAUUAAUGCUACUUCAAAAAAUGGAGAAAAAAUUAGAAGACCAAAACACAGAAAGGGCAUCUCAGCUGCAAGCCAUGGAAACUGCUUUGAAAAGGAAUCAUAGUCUUUUAAAGGAUGUAGAGGCGGCCGAGAAGUCCCUGCAGGCCAGGCUCCGCUCACCCCCGUGCCCUGAGCUGGUUUCUCUAGAGACUCGUUACUGGGCAUCAGUAGAAGAAUAUAUUCCCAAAUGGAAACAGUUUCUUUUAGGCAAAGAACCAUAUCCCACUGGUGUUGAAAGUCCAAAAGAAGCAGAAAAAACCUUUCAGAAUGAAGCACAGUGAUAACUUCUUCCUGUG
This is a messenger RNA of Ochotona princeps (American pika), 578 nucleotides long. It is a transcript of the gene CEP15, whose product is annotated as centrosomal protein 15. The record is from RefSeq and is a predicted model, not a curated record. NCBI's taxonomy places the organism in Eukaryota, Metazoa, Chordata, Mammalia, Lagomorpha, Ochotonidae. The transcript has 5 exons. The coding region runs from base 9 to 563 and encodes 184 amino acids.